This is a messenger RNA of Ooceraea biroi (clonal raider ant), 1511 nucleotides long. Its product is annotated as UPF0428 protein CXorf56 homolog. The record is from RefSeq and is a predicted model, not a curated record. Gene Ontology annotation, biological process: endoplasmic reticulum membrane organization; endoplasmic reticulum to Golgi vesicle-mediated transport. Lineage: Eukaryota; Metazoa; Arthropoda; Insecta; Hymenoptera; Formicidae.
AUGCCAAAAGUCGUGUCGAGGAGCAUCAUAUGCUCCGACACAAAGGAUCAAGAAGAAUAUAGUGAGGAGAAACCAUUGCACAUUUAUUAUUGUCUUUGUGGCCAAAUGACACUAAUUUUAGAUUGUGCUAUUGAAAAGUUACCAUUACGGAAACGGGAUGGAGCAAGAGUAAUCGAUGGCAGUAAACAUGCUCAUAAAAUGACUUCAGAACGAGACGAGAUUGUAUUUCUUAAGCGCCUGGAAGGAAUUGAGAAGCAACAUAGGCAAAAGUGUAAAAAGUGUGGUUUAUUGCUAUAUUAUAAGCAUGAUCCAGGAGCCAACAUAGUAUUUAUUGUAAAAGGCUCAGUAAUAAAAAACUCUGGAGAAGGUCCAAUGACAGAUAUCUAUAAUCAAGUGGCUGUCGAAAAGCCUAAAAAAAUAAUGGUUACAAAACACACUAAGAAUAUGGGCAAAUUUAGUUCAGUUACCGUGUCUACGAUUGACGAGGAAGAGGAUGAAAUUGAAGCUAGAGAAGUUGCCGAUUCCUAUGCAAACAAUGCACGCAUCAUAGAGAAACAAUUAGAGAGAAAAGGCAUGAAUAAACGAAAAACUGUGUCAUCUUCCGAAACAGAUUUGAAACGAACGAGACCCAGAGGAACGUUGUUAGAUAUUUAAUUUUUAUCCCACCCUCUCCUCUUCACAUCAGUCAAGUUAUCUUAAGUUUUUGUUAGCUGGAGACAAAAUGUUUUAAGAAUAGGAAGGUAAAUCCAAUGACUUGUAAUAUUUUGAUCUUUGGAUGACAUUAAAAUGAAAAAGAUAAUCAAGAAAAUCGGGAAAAGUAAUUGGUAUGUAACCACAAAUUAAUUUUAUUUAAUAAGAUACAGUGUUCCUCAUUCACUUUUUGAAUUGUUCGACAAACAUUGAUAAUAUGUUAGCUUCUGUCUUUAGAGUUACCUAUUGUUACAUUUUGGUACACUAUUUGUUUCAACGUAUGUCAAAGAAAGUAAGUGGUAUCAAAUUCAAUUUUAUUUUAUAUAUUGUAUAUUAAUUAUAUAGAAACGUUUAACAUUGUAUUAAUAUAUUUAUUAACAAUAUAUACAUAGAAGUAAAUAUUUCAAGUACAAAUGACUAGAUAAAAGUAUUGCGUAAAAUAUACAUUGCAAAAUAGAUAACAUUUAAUACACAAAUAAGUAUAUAAAUCAUCAAUAAUGUAAGCGAAGAAAAUGCAUUUUCCUGCUUAUGACCGGAAUUAUAAAUAAAAUAGUAUAAAUUAGUUAAUAAUAAUUAAGCAGCACCAAAGAGGGAGAAAAAUAUUUGCUUAUCAGUUAGUUUUACAUGCUCGGAAUGAUAUACAUUUACAUCAGCUGGAAAAGCUACCUAAAAAUAUUCUAUAAUAGAUUAUAUUGUUUUCUGCUAUUUGCUAUAUUGAUCUAUGCAAGUUGGAAUAUAGCAUAGGUAAUACUGCUAACAUUGAUGUAUACAUUUAAUUAAGAUCUCGUCCGCCUCAAUACAUAUUUGUCCUUAAAUAAUAA